AUGCUAGUCCUGUCUGGUAAUUUGAAUGGCAAAAGCCAAAGGCCAAAGAGCAGGCCGAGCAAGCCGAGCAGGGAAGGCGUAGGUUUAGCGAACGGACGACCAGUCUGUCUCGAUAUCCACGAGUCAGGAAGCAUAAAGAAGCCUCUGGAGGCUCUAGGCUGGCCAGGAACAGGAAGUGUAGAAUUUUGGAUCAGGAGACUGGGAGCCAGAAAGGCUUUUUCGGCCAUUCCACCAAUGGGGUAUUGUCGCUUGAAAGCGAUACUAGUCGCAUUCCUUCCAUGGGACUGGCACCGCAAACAUUCAGGCAAGUGUGCGGCGGAGACAGGAAGGAUCCCAGUGCUCUCUCCGUGGAUAGAAGACCGAGACCUGAGGAGCGGAGACCGGCAAUCGUUGAUCGAAUCUCGAGAUCUUGUUUGUCCGUUUGACCAGAGAACCACCCCAGGCACGAAAACCACCGGGGGUCUAACCCUCAAAAGGGAGAUAUGA
Messenger RNA from Aspergillus wentii DTO 134E9, 486 nucleotides. RefSeq lists its product as uncharacterized. The record is from RefSeq and is a predicted model, not a curated record. The coding region runs from base 1 to 486 and encodes 161 amino acids. The transcript has 3 exons. NCBI's taxonomy places the organism in Eukaryota, Fungi, Ascomycota, Eurotiomycetes, Eurotiales, Aspergillaceae.